Molecule: messenger RNA, 2040 nt
Organism: Myripristis murdjan (pinecone soldierfish)
Lineage: Eukaryota; Metazoa; Chordata; Actinopteri; Holocentriformes; Holocentridae
Product: NEDD4 family-interacting protein 1-like
Exons: 8
Coding region: 154-849 (231 amino acids)
Biological process (GO): positive regulation of protein ubiquitination; vacuolar transport; ubiquitin-dependent protein catabolic process
Cellular component (GO): Golgi apparatus; perinuclear region of cytoplasm; endoplasmic reticulum
Molecular function (GO): WW domain binding
Source: RefSeq, a predicted model, not a curated record
UGGCCAGCUUGAUAAACUGUGGGCAACUGAGAGAGCCGUGGGUCUACCGUCCCGAGGAUUGAGUUUACAGUUUGUGCUGUUAUAUAAUUUUUAUUUUGUUGGGAGUCUUGCCGUUGUAUUCAUUCGGUGUCACCGACAGCCGUUCAAAGCGGAAUGGCCGAACCGAGCGCCAGAUACCAGCAGCUGCCCAAUGAGGAGGAGCCAGAGGAGAGUCCACAGGUAGCAGCUGAUGCUCCACCACCCUACAGCAGUAUUGCUACCGAAAAUGCUGCCUACUUCGACUACAAGGAAGACGGGGUUUUCCCCAAGCCUCCAUCAUACAACGUAGCAACGACGCUACCUUCCUAUGAUGAAGCGGAGAGAACCAAGGCUGAGACGACUGUUCCCCUGGUAACUGGAAGACCACAGCCUCAGCACAGGGAACGCCUGGAGACUUUUGAUGAUGUAAUUCGCAGUUCACUGGAGGAUGACGACUUUGUGACCAGAGACGACUUUGAAGAUGCUGAUCAGCUGAGGAUAGGCAAUGACGGCAUCUUCAUGCUCACUUUCUUCAUGGCAUUCCUGUUCAACUGGAUCGGUUUCUUCCUGUCUUUCUGUCUGACCACGUCAGCAGCUGGUCGCUAUGGGGCCAUCUCUGGCUUUGGCCUCUCCCUCAUCAAAUGGAUCCUCAUUGUCAGGUUCUCCACAUACUUUCCUGGUUACUUUGAUGGACAGUACUGGCUGUGGUGGGUGUUCCUGGUGUUGGGCUUCUUGUUGUUCCUCCGAGGAUUCAUCAACUACGCCAGAAUCCGCAAGAUGGCUGACUCCUUCUCCACCCUGCCCCGCACCCGAGUCCUCUUCAUCUACUGAGCUAAAAACAAAAAGAAGCCUCAGUCACCAUCAUCACAACCUUUUUUUUUCUCUCUCAAAGACACAUACUAUCCGGCUUUAUCCAAUCAAAGAGGGAGAAAAGAACAUUUCUUUUUUUUUUCUCUUCCUCGGCUUGACAUGAUUUGGACAAUACACUUUUGAUUGUCCCUUCUUGGUGUAAAAUAGUGGAUGCUGAGAAUUCUGUAAACCCUUCAGUUGUUAGUGGUGAACUGUCAAGUGCUAUUUGCAAUUAUGAAGUGUGUGUGAUGUAUAAAUAAUGCCUUAUUUACUAUAUUACUCUGUUUGUAGCAGCAGCAUGCACUGUUCUCCCUUUUAGCCACCAGGGGGCAGUCUUGUUUGUGUUUUUUUUUUUUUUUUUUUCCCCUCCUUUGGUAUAGAAAGGUGGUUCUCAACCCAGACAUUCAGACCCCUGAGGGGUCUAUGGAUGAUUUUUUUAGGGGUUUAUGGGGUAGUAUGUAGAAUGUAAAACAAUAUCUAUCUAAAGUCUAAAUUUAUUUGACCUCCCUCAACAGUGCUUCUUGUGAAAUAAUGAAUAAUAGCAGGUCCUAGGCUCCUUCCAGUAUUUAAUGAAGGAAAGCAAGCUUGAAAAGGGAAAUCUUUAGUUCACCACUGCACAUAUGCCUGCUACAGGGAAUUGUUGGUAGGCAGGGCUUCAUUUUUUGGGGGGGGGUUGGUGGUGGGAAGAGAAGGUUGAGAACCACUGAGUGACAGCUAGUAUGCGGGCUGGGCAGGGUUUCCCAAAAGCAUUUUUUCCAAGUAUUUAUGAAUUGUUUAUGCCCAGGAGGGUCGGGGUGCAGGGCUAGUCAGGAGCAGCACUUCUGGAACAGGCUGGGCUUCAGUGUCUUGAUCAAGGACACUGAGGCAGGCAUCAGACAUAUAAUUGGCUACCCUGAAAUACAUCACCCUACCACCAUUUCUUAAUUACUGUUGGCUUACAGUGAGACAAAAUGAUCUUAAUCUUAAAUGCUAUUUGGAAACCCUGCCCUGUAGAAGACAAGGAAUUCAUUAAUUUCAAGCAGAGCUUUUCCCUUGAUGUAAUAAUAUUUAAAAAAGUCAUUCUUUUUAUGAUGUUUACCUUCAGUCUAGUGGAAGUGGAAUGAUUUUUUGUAUUGCAAGGAUUUUAUGUAUCUCUGGCUUGGAAAAUGUUUGGAAUUAAACUGACAAAGUGAA